Pedinophyceae sp. YPF-701 is the source of this 2148-nucleotide messenger RNA. Lineage: Eukaryota; Viridiplantae; Chlorophyta; Pedinophyceae. The record is from the annotation of a GenBank genome assembly.
AUGGCGCCGCUUGAGAGAGCUUCCUCGGCCGCGGAGCCUUUCGCGUCUCUGAGCCACUCCGAGGCAGGCGGGGGCCACAUUCGGGGGCAUUCCAUCCUCAGCCCGGGCACGUCCUCAAGGGAAGGGUGGGGGAGACGUACGUCAGACACCACGGACGCGCCAGCAGACGGCCUUGCGGACCAGCCGUCCCGCAGGGGCUCGCAUCGCCUGAUGCAUGCAACCUCGUCGUCUUGGAGCCAGCCCCCGGCGCGGCCCGUGGGGCUGAGCCCCGAGGAGCUUCCCCGGCACUCAUCAGGCAUUCCGCGGCCGCUGUCCGCGCGGAACAGCGGCCGGCUGGACCCGCACCGCGCGGAGCAGGACCAUCGCCACGCGGGGCCCUUCACGCUCGACGACAUCGCGAACGGCAACCUGCACAUCACUCCGCAUCAGUCCACGAGAUCGUCAAUCGCCAGCAGGGACGCUCCGCAGCACCAGCGCCUCUCGGAAGGCGUGGGGAUGCCGCACGGAGGACCACCGAGGCACCAUCACGCACGUCAGGAGUCCAUCGGCGGCCUCGGGCCAGUGCCCGAAGGGAGCGGGACGGAGAACGCAAGCGCGAACGGCUCGGGCAAGGUCAACGGCGACGCGGGGGGGGACUUGGGCCGUGCGUCAGACUACAGCUACGUCCGCGCGUCUCUCGAGAGCUGGACCGCGGUCCCGCCGGACGCAGCGCCCCUCGCGCAGCGGACCGCGUCGGACGGCGUCGACCGGGGCGAUGGGAGCCGCGCUGCGGCGCCGCGGGACGUGCACGCGCAGAUGCGCGUCGCACCGGGGCUCAGCACGCAGCCGUACGGUGCCGUACUGCCCGACGCCCGCGGAGGCAGCAUCGCCGCCGCCCCGGACGUCGCGACGACGCUCGCAGCGCUCUACCAGCGGCUGCAGGAGCUGCGUGUCGUGGAGGGCGCAGCCGCGAGGCGCCACGCGGCCCCUGGGGCGCAAACGGGGCCCACGCAGGGCGACGAGGACGAGGACGUGAGAGACAUCGGGCGCGCGAUCAGCGACGCGCUUGCGCGCCACGCAGCGGUGCCGCUUCAGCCCGCGGGCAGCGCCGCGCAGGGUGCCGACGCUGGGGAGUCGCUCGGGGCGCAGCUGGAGAUUCUCGGGGUCGAAACGACGGCGACGGACUACCGCAGCCUGCUGACGUCGGCGGCUGGGCGAGAGCUUGCGGCGUACGGGCGCGUGGCGACGCUGGAGGACGAGGACUGGCGUCGGGCCGCCGACUCGGCGCAGCAGGUCAGACGGUCGCCGGUGCGCGACGUCGAGGGCGCCCUGCUGGCGCGCGUAGAGAGGUCCGCGCUCAUGUCGUCGCUGGCGGAGCUCCAGGGCGCUGUCGGCAACGUCACGGCGCAUCUUCCCGGCGGCCGCCUGGGAGCUGCUGCCGCCGGGGCUGCGGCGGACGCGCCGCCGGCGGACCCCGAGUUCUACACCGUCGGCCGGAGCGCGCAGGCGGCGCUGCGUGGCGAUCGCAGCAUGGCGGCCCACCCCAUCUCGCGCUUGACUCAGGAGGGACCCGACGUCAGUCGGUUGGGGGGUGUGCCGCCGGCGGGGAGCCGCACGGAGCCACCGCGGGCGCGGAAGGGCUUGGACGACAGCAUCAUCGACGACUGCAACGAUUUCGAGGAGGCCCUGAAGCGUGUUGCGGCUUCGGCAGGGUGCACGCGCCCACCCGCAGCCAGAGCGCCCCCGCCGCCGGCGACGGUCCCGGCCGCGGCGCGCCCCGCGCCGCCGCCGCCGUACGCGCGCCCGCCACCGGGAUGGCUGCCACCGCCGACGUACGACGAACGCCCCACGUUCAACCCAUAUCUGGCGCCAGAUGUGCCAAGUCAGACCACCAGGCAGGUCUACCAUGCAACGGAGGACCACAGGGCGCACCUGCGCGCGACGCCGGGUGCCGCACGGUGGGCGCCUCCCGAGUACUUCUCGACGCCGUGGGACGCGGUCGCGGGCGUGGACAAUCGCGUGGAGGGACGGACCACGUCGGGCGUCGUGCCGCCCUACGACGCGCUGCCGCCGAAGACGUUCCCGGGCACGCAGGCGCACAUGCCCGCCGCCGCGAACCUGGCGCGCUCCUAUCUGUCUGACGAGUACGCGCGGCAGUGGCCAGGCUGA